This is a messenger RNA of Pogoniulus pusillus (Red-fronted tinkerbird), 1611 nucleotides long. RefSeq lists its product as uncharacterized. Lineage: Eukaryota; Metazoa; Chordata; Aves; Piciformes; Lybiidae. The record is from RefSeq and is a predicted model, not a curated record.
AUGGCCACGGUGGAGAGGCUUUUGUGUCUGUUGGAAGCUCACGGAGCUCGCCUGUCUGUGGAAGGGCUGGAUUGGGCCCGUGAGAACUGGAGUAACUUUCAGAGUGUGACGGACCGGAUUGUGGCCCUGCAGAAGGAGGCACGGGCCAAGUCGGGAAAGGGCAAAGCUUUCAUCUGUGCAGUUUUGGGUGCGUGUUUCGCCGCUUCGAGAGAUGAAAAGCAAAGCCAAAACGGACGAGAGAAUAAAAUCAUUUCCUCCUUGCAGGACCUGGUAGAUUCCGUGCAAGGGCAUAUUGUAACUUUAAAGGACGAAGUGGCAGAUCUUAAGGAUAGAUUAAAAACAGAGCAGAAGUGGCAAAAUUGGUUUUUGAAGGAGGAACUGCAGGCAGAGUCAAAGCAGGCAGAGCCUGCCUCCAUAUACCUGCUGCUCGCAUGCGGCCUCUCAUUAAAACCACAACCCGAGCGAAGACGACAGAGUCGUGAGUAUUGCGGAAACCGUUCGGUUGGGUGGGAUUCGACUGCCUGGUGUGAAAGAGUGUGUUUGAGACGGAGUCUGACUCCGAAGCGAGUGCGGAGGUCCGAUAAGCCGCGGUUCCAAACUCCCGCGAGGGAUUUGGCCGGUAAAGGAUUCAAAGCGAUUCCUAUAGGAUUCGACGAAGUGGCAGAUUUUAAGGAUAGAUUAAAAACAGAGCAGAAGUGGCAAAAUUGUUUUUUGAAGAAGGAAGAACGGCAGGCAGAGCCUGCCUCCAUAUACCCUCAGGCAGAGCUGGCAGCAGCAGAGGAAGCUGCGGCUCACAUGCGUCCUCUCAUUAAAACCGAGAUGCUGUAUGGUAAGGAUGGCACCCCUGCCAUCACAACCAAAGAGAUACCCUUUUCUUCCACUGAGCUGGCCAAACUGCGUGAAGAUUUUACACGUUCUGCUGGGGAGUCUGAGGUGGAAUAUGUAUGGCGUGUUUCUAAAACUGGAGGUGAUCAAAUUAGGUUGACAGAGGCUGAAGCUACAGGCUAUUGGGGUGCUAAUGUGUUCCUAACUACGGGAAAUAGGAGUGGUCCCUGGAGCCUUACUCAGCGAGCAACUUUCUGGGCUGGGGGCUUCGAUUCAAAAGAGAGAGGAGAGCCUCUAGUUCUGAGGGGAGGCAUGAAUCAGAUAAAGGAAAAUGUGCAGACAGCUUGUUUGCAAAUGAUCUAUGAUCGAGAACUGGAACAUCAUUUUGAAUCACCACUUUCUCUCUUGGUGGACCCAAAGCGAAUGACUCCUUGUCGGGGGCUUCCUGACUCCCUUAAGAUGAAAGGCAUCCAGCUUCAAAAGGAGAUAGCUGACACCCCACCUACCUCCCGAAUACAAGCUGCUCUGAGGGAGAACUUAACACCUGGGAGGAGGCAGCCUGAUUGCAGACAAUGGACGUGGGAGGAGGUGGCCAGAGAGCUAUUAGAUUAUGCCAGGCAGUAUGGGGUGCCUGAGGAAGUACAUAAGCCUGAGCCUAGAGGCUUGAGGCAGGUGAAAAUUAAUCGCCCACCUCCGAGUCCAGACCCCCGGAGCCAGAUGCUUCGAAUCCCCAGGCGACACUCGACUGGGGGAAGGGAGCAUCUGAAUACUAGACAGUAUUGGUGA